AUGAGUUCCCAAAAUAGCUUCGUCAAUGCUUCCCUGAGCUCCAACAACGUCAGCGCGGGCACCACCUCCACCUCCGCGGUCCGAUCGCGCCCUCGCCGACUCGUCUCCUUUAUCGACGAAGAAGACGACGAUGCCGGCACCAAGAACAGCAACUAUUCCUACCAGGAUGCCCAGCCAUUUAUGUCGGGUCUUUCUACAACCCUCUCGGCCGAUGUUGGAACUACACGAUCUCGUGGUGCUACCCCCUCGCCGCUAUCGUCCCGUGGAACCUCGCCGCUGCCCAUGAAACACCCCUCCCGCGUCACGCAACCGAGUAGUCGCGGCCGCAGCGAAGCAUCCUCCCUCAGUUGGAAUGGGUCAUCAAAGGCUUCUUCUUCACGCGGGGCUGCAGACUUUCUAGACUCGUCAUGGUCCUCUCUUCAGAGCCUGGCGUCAUCGGUGCUUGGUAGCGACACUGGGCGGAACACAGCAAAUAAUGCGGCAAAGGGACAUGCGCGGAGGAAGCCGUCGCGAUCAGACGUAUAUAUUCGAAGUAUCCCACGGUCCACUCCGGCAACAUGGGGUCCAUCGGCGCCGGACAAUACAGAAAUCGGAACUGGAACCAAGGAGGAGCGUCAAGCCUUGGUUCAGGCGAAGAAACGAGAGGCGCUCCUUCUUGCAGACUCUGACCCUAUAAUGAGCGGCGCUUUUCGCCAUAAGCGACGCGACUCUGGGGAUUAUUACGAUCAGCCACUCGAUCCGGAGCAAGACGAGGAUGCCCUCGCAUACAUUCAUCCUGUCCAGGUAACGGACAGCAUCACGGGGGUGACGAUUAAAUAUGGAUGCCAACCCGCGAUUUUCCGAAAGGCGAACGGCUUCUGGCCCAAUGAUAAUAUCCAGAGCAGGAAGACGGUGCUCCUGCCAGUCGAUGCAUGCAGCGUGAAAGGCAGGCCAAUACCACCUGCAGAAGUAGAUCUUCUGACACUGGACUCUGAAGAUGCGAGUGGCAGCUCUAUCACACCGGCUCCACCCUCCACAAAUGGCUCGCUCUCGAGUCAGAAAAGUCUUGUGACUGCCGACACCGACAGCAAUCAGAUCUGGAAACAUGAGUCUUGGGUAAAUAUCGACGGAUUUCCCUCCCCAGUCCAGAUUGGCCGAGUCCCUCGCAGGGCAUUAGGCUUUUUCCCGCGCACACGUCGAAAAUCCGUGUCCUAUAGCGAUGCAGAGCCUCCUUAUGAUGACUCUUCUCGAGAUCCAACCAGGACUUCAUCACCAGCCAGCCGAAGUCCAUCCGUCCCCAGCAUCGCCGGCAGCGCAGCAGCCCUCCAUCUGACUGGUACUGGCGUGGGCACUCUUGAUCGAACUUCCACUGCACCCGGACCUGCCUUAGACGGCCUGAGCAAAUUCUUCUCACAGCACAUGCCCAAUCUGGUUCCCCCUCCUGUACCAGAGAAUCUUCGCAGGUCGUCCUUUGGAUCCGAGUCCACAGCGGCGUCCAACGCGUCAACAGGUCUAGAGAAUAUUGGUGGAGCCGUCGAAGGAUGGAUCCGCAAGGUCGCAACCCGCACGAAAGCCGGAAUCAGCGAGCUUCAACAAGGGUCCCCAAAUCAACAGGCCACCAGCCGUGGCCGUGGUCUGUGGGGAAUAGGCGAUUUGAUCGAGCUGGAUGAUACUUCUGAAGGUCGGCGGUCGCCCAGUGUCCUAAGAGGUUCCUCCCGACGGGAAACACAAGGCACAAGCUCUACUUCCUCUUCAUAUCGGGUUGCAGGAGCCUCUGCGUCCGCGACGAGCAGGUCUCGCGCGACAGGCCUUGGAUCUGGGUCGAACGCAUAUGGCGAACGAGCGAAGGAUGACUGA
Messenger RNA from Penicillium cataractarum, 1836 nucleotides. RefSeq names its product putative LysM domain protein. The transcript is spliced from 2 exons. Bases 1 to 1836 code for a protein of 611 amino acids. The record is from RefSeq and is a predicted model, not a curated record. NCBI's taxonomy places the organism in Eukaryota, Fungi, Ascomycota, Eurotiomycetes, Eurotiales, Aspergillaceae.